GAAACCCGAAUAGAUCCAAACCGAACCCGAAUGGGUAUCCGAACGCCCACCCCUAGUUAUAAUUAACUUAUGGAAACAAAAAUGUAUUUUUAUGUAAUCAGGUCUAUAUACUUAUAUGCAAAACUUUUUCUGGGUUAGAAUAAAUGCAACUUAUACAAGUACCAGAUAAUAUUGAUACACAAAGACUUAAAUCAGUCAAAAAAAUAUGACGAAUAUCCCAAGACACUCCCAUACAAUUUUGUCUAGAGAUGCUUCUAAAUGCAUGGACUUACACUUUUUCUUCCAACCAAACUCUCACCAUAUAAUUUUUUUAAUGGAAAUCAGCAGAAAAGGCGGCUGAUCCUUCGGGGUCAGACCCCUCGCAAGAUAGCAUAUAUUGUGUUCAAAUUAAGCAAAUAAACUUCACUCUUACCAACUCGCUCUCUCUCUCUUUUCCAUUUAGGGUUUAAAACUCUCAAUACUCUUGUAACAUAGUAUCUCUCAUCAAGUUGGUUUUAAUACGUUGUUAAGUUAUACAAGAGACUUUAAACACCCUUUCUGAACUUUCAUUAAUACUAUAUGGGAGAGAAUAACGGAGAAGCUAAGAAAAUGGAAGAUGUGUUAUUGCCUGGAUUUAGGUUUCAUCCAACAGACGAAGAGCUCGUGAGUUUCUAUCUAAGACGGAAGGUUGAGCAUCGCCCACUCUCCAUUAAGCUCAUUACACAGCUCGACAUCUACAAAUAUGACCCAUGGGAUCUUCCAAAGUUUGCGAUGACGGGUGAGAAAGAAUGGUACUUCUACUGUCCAAGAGAUAGAAAGUAUAGGAACAGUACGAGGCCAAACCGAGUGACCAGUGUUGGAUUCUGGAAAGCCACGGGAACGGACAGGCCGAUAUAUUCAUCGGACGGAAGCAAAUGCAUUGGUCUGAGGAAGUCACUUGUGUUUUACAAAGGAAGAGCUGCUAAAGGGGUUAAGACAGAUUGGAUGAUGCAUGAGUUUCGCUUGCCUUCUGCAUCAACACAUAACCUUUCGGAUACUCAUCUAUCUCCCAACGAUUCAUGGGCUAUAUGCAGAAUAUUUAGGAAAACAAACACAACGGUUCUUAGAGCUAUCUCUCAAUCUGUUUCAUCUUUACCAACAGAGGCAAGCACCGAUACAGAAACCUACCCAAAACCAUCAAACAUAGCCCAAAUGUUUCCAGAAAUUAUCCCCCAAAAUAGUGCUCCCUUCACCUUUUACAAGAAAAAUAUGAAUGGGACCAAACCAUGUUCAUAUUAUGAAGAGAAAGAAGCUACCAAUAAGACUAGUACUUCUACAACAACUAGUUCCUUCUCUUGCAUGGAUUUCACUUCCCCAGCUAGUCCUGGUCCUUAUCUAGACCAACAGUACCUAAGAAGCCUAUUGCUUGCCUCACAAGAAACACAGCCAUCUCAGCUUCCAAAGUUCAUCAACAACAACGAUAUCUCGUCAUUUUUGCUAAGCACGCCAUCAUCAAAUUCCUCAUUUCUUGGAGGAUACACAAACCAGAUAGGCUCUAAUAUUGAUCUCACCACUGCAAUAUUGGCCCAGGAGCAGUGUCCUGCUCUUGUUAAUCUGUCGCAAGAGUACCAAGAUAUUGGUUUUGAAGAAAACAAUGGUGGUGCAAAUCAAGAUCAUCAUCACAAAUUAAAGUUUGGUGAUGUAUCUUCAACUAUGGUUGGAGAUCAACAUCAAAAUCAGAGGCAUCACAUGUUGAUGGAGAGUUACUAUUCCUCAUUUUCAACAACUAAUGACGAUUUGCCUACUUGUUUUUCCAUUACUUGAUGUUUUUUCAAUAAGUUAGUUGUAUCAGGGCUUCUUGCUUUUCUUGGAUUGUUCUUUCAAGUUAGUGUGUUU
This is a messenger RNA of Brassica napus (rape), 1854 nucleotides long. Its product is annotated as protein FEZ-like. NCBI's taxonomy places the organism in Eukaryota, Viridiplantae, Streptophyta, Magnoliopsida, Brassicales, Brassicaceae. Gene Ontology annotation, molecular function: DNA binding. The record is from RefSeq and is a predicted model, not a curated record. Gene Ontology annotation, biological process: regulation of DNA-templated transcription. The transcript is spliced from 3 exons. Bases 559 to 1782 code for a protein of 407 amino acids.